Messenger RNA from Meleagris gallopavo (turkey), 1454 nucleotides. The record is from RefSeq and is a predicted model, not a curated record. NCBI's taxonomy places the organism in Eukaryota, Metazoa, Chordata, Aves, Galliformes, Phasianidae.
AUGGCAUGUAGUCUAAUUAGCAAAUCAGAUUGGAACAAACGUAUUGAAUACAAACCUGGUUCUGGCAGCAUACCGUUGUUUCCCAGUAUUCAUCUAGAAACAUGUGAUGGCCCAGUUUCAUCAAUACAUACAACAAUUGAACUGCAGACCAACUACAUUGGAAAGGGCUGUGAUCGUGAAACCUACUCAGAAAAAUCUCUGCAGAAACUAUGUGGAGCAUUUUCAGGUGCCAUUGAUCUCUUACCAUCUCCCAGUGCAACAACUAACUGGACGGCUGGGCUUGUCAUGGAUAAUAAUGACAUGAUUUUUAAAUUUGAUGGAAAACAAGGAGCCAAAAUCCCAGAUGGAAUAGUCCCAAAGAAUUUAACUGAUCAAUUCACCAUCUCUCUGUGGAUGAAACACGGACCUAGCCCAGGACUAAGAGCUGAGAAGGAGACUAUUCUCUGCAAUUCUGACAAGACAGAAAUGAACCGACAUCACUAUGCCUUGUACGUGCACAACUGCCGAUUAGUGUUUCUGCUGCGUAAAGACUUUGAUCAGGCUGACACCUUCCGCCCUGCAGAGUUCCACUGGAAACUGGAUCAGAUCUGUGAUAAAGAAUGGCAUUACUAUGUUGUCAAUGUUGAGUUUCCUGUUGUUACCUUAUACAUGGAUGGAACAACAUAUGAACCUUACCUUGUGACCAAUGAUUGGCCUAUUCACCCUUCGCACAUAGCCAUGCAGCUGACAGUCGGUGCUUGCUGGCAAGGUAAUAUGGCAGUAGAAAGUGGUAUUCUGAAUUCAAGAUGGAAUUUCAUUUGUCUUGCUACUUGAAUAAUGAAAUAGUUACUAAAAGGUUUUGGUAUAAAAAGAGAUCCAGAUUAAUAAUUGAUCAAAGUUCAAGGAUGAAAACAGGUAGGACAUUAGCAAGCUUUGCAAUUCCACCAUCUAAAGAACUGUUGAAUCCAGUUAAUAUAUUUAAUAUGAAAUAUUAUCAUCUUUAUCUUUUGACUUCACUAUUUUUAAAUACUUCCCUUAAUGUCCAACUUUAAGCAAACUGUCUAAAUAGUAGUCUAAAGUGCAACUCUGCUUAUCUCCCUCUUUCAAUUUCUUCAUGAUAUUUUUGUCGUUGUUUUCACUACUUCUGGACAAAUUCUGCACUCUUCAUGUAGAAUCACAGAAUCACCAAAGUUGGAAAAGAUCUCUAAAAUCAUCCAGUCCAACCGUCCACCUAUCGCCAAUAUUUCCCACUAAACCAUGUUCAUAGUACAACAUCCAAACGCGGGACAGUGAUUCCACCACAUCAUGGUAUAUUACCAGUAAUUCCACUGAUUUAAACAAUUUACUCUGUUACAGACCAGAUAUAAAAGUGAGGAUAAAGUAGAGUCUCAUUCCAAAGCCGUACUUGUAUGAGCCUUCGCUUAAAUAUUAGUUUUUCCUGUUUUCUACCUUUUAUAUUUAUUUUUUCAUACUUU